Messenger RNA from Polyodon spathula (Mississippi paddlefish), 978 nucleotides. Its product is annotated as glucose-dependent insulinotropic receptor-like. The coding region runs from base 1 to 978 and encodes 325 amino acids. NCBI's taxonomy places the organism in Eukaryota, Metazoa, Chordata, Actinopteri, Acipenseriformes, Polyodontidae. Gene Ontology annotation, biological process: G protein-coupled receptor signaling pathway. Gene Ontology annotation, molecular function: phosphatidylcholine binding; G protein-coupled receptor activity. The record is from RefSeq and is a predicted model, not a curated record. The transcript has a single exon. Gene Ontology annotation, cellular component: membrane.
AUGAACCAUACCACCAUCGCCUGGAUCCUGACCGUUUCGUCUGUCCUCAUCAUUGGCACCAACCUCCUAAUUGCAGCAGCCCUGUUGCUCCUCAUUCAGAAGAAGGGGAGCAUGAGCUGGUAUUUUGUGCUGAACCUGGCUGUGGCCGAUAUCCUGGUGGGGAUCGGCAUAAUUGGGAUCGCCACAGAGCUCUUCAAUGCCCAUGCCUCUAUAACACAUAAGACUGGAUGCCUCGUGCGCAUGGCCUGUGUGACAUCUCCCUGUGCUGCCUCCAUCCUCACCAUGUUCUUGAUUGCCUUCGACCGCUACCUGGCCAUCAAGCUGCCCCUCCGGUACAUUAACAUCAUGACCACCCGCACACUGGCUGCAUGCCUCUCUGGUCUGUGGUUAUUCUCCUUCUUGGUGGGGUUUUUGCCCGUGAUGGUGAAGGAGCUCCAGAAUGAGCAACACUAUGACGGUUUCUGUGCCUUGUUCUUAGUGGUACGCCCCAAGGACAUGAUUAUUGUCUUCUGCGUGGCAUUUUUUCCUGUUUUCUUGGUCUUCAUAUUCUUCUACUGUGACAUCUUAAAGAUUGCUUACUCUCACGAGCGGCAGAUCAGAGAGACUCAACGUGCAGGCUCCCACCAAGCUCAGACUGGACACUACACAAGAGACAUGAAAGCUCUGAGGACAGUGGCUAUCCUGGUGGGCUGUUUCACCAUCUCCUGGACACCCUUCUUUAUGACCAGUGUCGUACAAGCAUUCUGUGAGGGAUGUCAUCUUUACCAAGUGAUCGAGAACUAUUUGUGGCUCUUAGGACUUUCCAACUCCCUGUUCAACCCGCUUGUGUAUGCCUACUGGCAGCUGGAGGUAAGGGAACAGGUAGGAAUCAUGUUUGCCCAAAUGAGGAGCAGGAUCUUUUCAGCAUAUGCCAUCAUUGCCAGAGUCAUCUGCGUUGCUCAUAUCCCCAUGGAACACAACCAGAGAGAAGGUAAAUGA